Sebastes umbrosus (honeycomb rockfish) is the source of this 7093-nucleotide messenger RNA. Its product is annotated as peroxidasin. Gene Ontology annotation, biological process: response to oxidative stress. The coding region runs from base 187 to 4629 and encodes 1480 amino acids. The record is from RefSeq and is a predicted model, not a curated record. Lineage: Eukaryota; Metazoa; Chordata; Actinopteri; Perciformes; Sebastidae. The transcript is spliced from 23 exons. Gene Ontology annotation, molecular function: protein binding; peroxidase activity; heme binding.
UCUCUCUCUGUCUCUCUAUGUCUCUCUCUCUCUGUCUGUCUCUCUCUCUCUCUGUGGUGUGUGUGUGGAGCGCUAUCUUGGUGCUGUUAGUCAGUGUUAGUGUGUGAGAGGGGCAGCUGGCGGUCGGUGUGCUCUCCUCUCCUCUCCUCUCGACUCUGCUCGGCUUUGCUCGGCUCUCUGCUCGUAAUGGCGCUGCGGGCUGACCAGCUCUUGUCUCCGUGUGUCGUCGCGGUGGUGUCUUUGUUAAUGCUCGCUAGCGGACCACAGUUUGUACUUUGUUGUCCGAGUCGCUGUUUAUGUUUCCGAACCACCGUGAGAUGUAUGCAUCUAAACCUGGAAACCGUACCAGCAGUUUCUCCUCAAACCACCAUUCUAGACCUGAGGUUCAACAAAAUCAAGGAUUUACAACCAGGUUCCUUCAGACGACUAAAGAACCUCAACACACUCCUCCUGAACAACAACCAUAUACGAAGGAUCCCCAGGGGGGCGUUUGAAGACCUGGAAAACCUCAAAUAUCUCUAUUUGUACAAGAAUGAAAUCCAAUCAAUUGACAGACAAGCAUUUAAGGGGCUUGUCUCUCUUGAGCAACUGUACCUGCACUUCAACAACAUUGAGUCUUUGGAACCAGAAUCAUUCACUCACCUACCAAAGCUGGAACGACUGUUUUUGCACAACAACAGAAUCACCCAGCUAGUCCCGGGAACCUUCACUCAUCUUCAGGCCAUGAAGCGACUGCGACUGGAUUCCAACUCAUUAAACUGUGACUGUGAGCUGCUGUGGCUGGCUGACCUGCUGAAGCAGUACGCUGAGUCGGGCAACGCCCAGGCUGCUGCGACCUGCGACUACCCCAGCCGGCUGCAGGGCAGAUCGGUGGCAACACUCACCGCCGAGGAGCUCAACUGUGAGGUACCCAGGAUCACCUCACAGCCCCAGGAUGUCGAUGUGACAUCGGGGAACACUGUCUACUUCACCUGUAGGGCUGAAGGCAACCCCAAACCACAGAUCAUCUGGCUCAGGAACAACAAUGCUCUAAACAUGCGUGAUGACAGUCGUCUGAACCUGCUUGAAGAUGGGACGCUGAUGAUACAGGACACCAGGGAGACGGACCAGGGGGUCUACCAAUGCAUGGCCAAGAACGUGGCCGGGGAGGUCAAGACUUCACAGGUCACGCUGCGAUACUUUGGAGCCCCCUCACGGCCAAGCUUUGUGAUCCAGCCCCAGAACACUGAGGUGCUGGUGGGAGAGAGCGUGACCCUGGAGUGUAGUGCAACAGGUCAACCGCAGCCCCGGGUCUCCUGGACAAAGGGUGAUCGGACACCGCUGCCCAACGACGCCCGCAUCAACAUCACCCCUUCCGGAGGGCUUUACAUCCAGAACGUGGACCAGGCCGACGGGGGACAGUAUACCUGUUUUGCCUCAAAUAAUGUUGAUACCAUACACGCUACAGCGUAUAUCAUCGUACAAGCAAUCCCCCAGUUCACGGUCACGCCACAGGACCAGUCAGUCCUGGAGGGUCACACAGUGGACUUCCCCUGCGAGGCCAGUGGUUACCCCCAGCCGGUGAUUGCCUGGACACGUGGGGGCAGCCCGUUACCCCUAGACCGCCGCCACGUGGUCCUGGCUUCGGGCACUCUCCGCAUCACUCGGGUGGCGGCCCACGACGAGGGCCAGUACGAGUGUCAGGCGGUCAGCCCUGUGGGGACCGUGCGCACCGCCGUGCAGCUCAGCAUCCAGCAAAGAGUAACGCCUGUUUUCACAAAUGCUCCAAGGGACCUGACGGUGGAGUCUGGCCAGGACGUCCAGAUUCCCUGCAGCGCUCAGGGCCAGCCACAACCCGUCCUCACCUGGAACAAGGAUGGUGUACAGGUGACAGAGAGCGGGAAGUUCCACAUCAGCUCUGAGGGUUAUCUAGAGGUGAAGGACGUGGGCACUGCUGAUGCUGGACGCUACGAGUGCAUCGCCCGCAACCCCAUCGGCUACCAGGUUGCCAGCAUGGUGCUGACUGUCACAGUUCCUGCAGUCAGCAGAGAAGGGGACACCUUUGUGAGCACAUCCAUAGAGCAAGCCAUCCGUAAUGUGGACAGUGCUAUUGAGUCAACAAGGAGACGUCUCUUUGAUGGUCAGCCUCGUACUCCAGGAGAGCUGCUGGCUCUUUUCCGGUACCCACGUGACCCCUACACAGUGGAGCAGGCCCGUGCCGGGGAGAUCUUCGAGCAGACUCUUCUGCUCAUCCAGAACCACGUCAACCAGGGCCUCACGGUCGACACCAACGGCACCGCCUUCCGCUACAACGACCUGGUGUCCCCUCACUUUCUGGAUGUGAUCGCCAACCUGUCCGGCUGCAAGCCCCACCGGCGCUUCAACAACUGCUCUGACAUUUGCUUCCACCAGAAGUACCGCAGCCACGACGGGACCUGCAACAACCUGCAGCACCCAAUGUGGGGCGCCUCGCUCACCGCCUUCGAACGACUCCUGAAGUCGGUCUACGACAACGGCUUCAACCUGCCGAGAGGCGCCAAUGAGCAGCUGCAUAACGGAUACAGGCUGCCUCUACCCAGGCUGGUUUCCACCGCCAUGAUCGGAACGGAGACCAUCACGCCUGAUGACCGCUACACUCACAUGCUGAUGCAGUGGGGUCAGUUCCUAGACCACGACUUGGACUCGACAGUGGCGGCCCUCAGCCAGUCGCGCUUCUCUGACGGCCAGCUGUGCACUCAGGUCUGCACCAAUGACCCGCCGUGCUUUCCGAUCCAGUUCCCAGCCAACGACCCACGGCAGCUGCGAAGCGGCGCCCGUUGCAUGUUCUUCGUCCGAUCCAGCCCUGUGUGCGGCAGCGGGAUGACCUCUCUCCUCAUGAACAGCGUGUACCCAAGAGAGCAAAUCAACCAGCUGACCUCUUACAUCGACGCUUCAAACGUCUACGGCAGUUCACGCCAUGAAUCUGAGGAAAUCCGUGAUUUGGCCAGCCAGAGGGGUCUGCUCCGGCAAGGUAUCAUCCAACGAACAGGGAAGCCUCUUCUGCCUUUUGCUACCGGACCACCCACUGAGUGUAUGAGGGAUGAAAACGAGAGCCCAAUCCCGUGUUUCCUAGCUGGAGAUCACCGUGCCAAUGAGCAGCUUGGUCUGACCGCCAUGCACACGGUGUGGUUCAGGGAACACAACCGCAUAGCUACAGAGCUACUGAGACUGAACCCCCACUGGGACGGAGACACCAUCUACCACGAGGCCAGAAAGAUAGUGGGGGCCCAGAUGCAGCACAUCACCUACAAUCACUGGUUGCCAAAGAUCCUGGGUGAGGCAGGCAUGAAGCUGAUGGGGCCGUACACUGGUUACAACCCCAAUAUCAACACCGGCAUCCUCAACGCUUUCGCCACCGCUGCGUUCCGCUUCGGGCACACCCUCAUCAACCCGAUACUGUACAGGUUAGACGAGGACUUCCAGCCCAUCCCCCAGGGACACAUCUCCCUGCACCGGGCCUUCUUCUCCCCGUUCCGCAUCGUGAACGAGGGCGGGAUCGACCCGCUGCUUCGCGGGCUCUUUGGUGUCGCUGGUAAAAUGCGGGUUUCCACACAGCUGCUGAACACAGAGCUGACGGAGAGGCUGUUCUCCAUGGCCCACUCGGUGGCUCUGGACCUGGCUGCCAUGAAUAUACAGAGAGGAAGGGAUCAUGGGAUACCACCGUACAAUGACUACAGGUCCUUCUGUAAUUUGACCUUGGCUCACACCUUUGAUGACCUGAGGAAUGAAAUUAAGAAUCCUAGUGUCAGAGAGAAACUGCAGAGGCUGUAUGGCACUCCUCUGAACAUCGACCUGUUCCCUGCACUGAUGGCUGAAGACCUGGUCCCUGGCAGCAGAGUGGGGCCCACCCUCAUGUGUCUGCUGGCAACUCAGUUCAAACGUCUGCAGGACGGAGACAGGUUCUGGUAUGAGAACCCGGGCGUGUUCUCUCCUGCCCAGCUGACCCAGUUGAAGCAGGCCUCUCUGACCCGGGUGCUGUGUGACAACGGGGACAACAUCACCCGCAUCCAGCAGGACGUCUUCAGGGUGGCCGAGCUGCCCCACGGCUACGGCAGCUGUGACGACGUCCCUCAGAUCGACCUGCGCAUGUGGCAGGACUGCUGUGAAGACUGCAGAACCAAGGGUCAGUUCAACGCCCUGUCAUACCACUUUAGAGGACGCAGAUCAGCUGAGCACAGCUACAAAGAGGAGAGUCCUGCCAGCAGCAUCCAGGAGACCAGCCCAGUGGAGGACACCGUAGAAAGUCUUGUAAAUGUUACUGUGACCUCCAAAAAAAGCACUGAACCAUCAAACAAGGACUUCCAGGACUUUGUGUCCGACAUGCAGAAAACCAUCACAAGUUUACGAAAGCAGAUUAAAAGACUUGAGGCCCGUCUGAGCAAGACUGACUGCACUGAUAAUGAGGCACGUGAACGGACGGAUGGAGAGCGGUGGAAAAAGGACUCCUGCACCAUAUGUGAAUGCAGAGACACCCAGGUGACCUGCUUUGUGGAGUCUUGUCCAUCAGCCGAGUGCAAACGGCCCAUCAAGCUAAAAGGCGCCUGCUGCCCGGUGUGCCUCAAACAGGCAGACGUUGGGAAGCGGCACAAAGCAGACACCCACCACGAAUGACCCUCAGGACCCCCCCGACAAACACACUCUAGUGGCUGAACGUCACCCGCAGACAUCCAGACAGAGGAUGGGACUCAUGAAGGUGUGGCAGCCACCAAUAGCCUCGAUAGACCCAAUAGCCUCAGUUUUUGUUUUGUUUCAUUUUGUAUUCUUUUUCGUUGAUAUGGGGAGGGGGGUGAUUUUAUUUUAUUUCUGGAUUGUUGCCCCCACCAGGGCCAGCAGCCUGAGGCUCGGUUUGAAAUCCUCUGGCGAGCAGCCGGCGAUCACUAAAUGGAUUGAUUUCUGAACCGACGGGUGGAUGGAUAGAUGGAUGAAUGGGUGGAUUGUAAACACGACGGACAAACCUCUUCUCCUCGCUCCGAGGCUUCUGAAGUGUAACAAACAGCCACUGUGUUUGAGCUCCUGCGAGACAAAUCGCAGGGCCACUUGCCGUCGAGAAGCAGGAAAGGGAAGUAGAACGAAAGGCGGCAGCCAUUUUGUUGUCUCACAAAAGUUUCUCAGGUUAGAGAUGCCUCAAACUGGUGCUAUUUCCCCUUUUUAUUAAUCACUAAAUACAAACCUUCAAAGUAUUUUGUAUGCAAAGCAACCUAUAUACACUCAACAUAUGCCUUUUUAUGAUAAAUCACAAUGGAGAGGAUGGUUGUAUUCAAACUAAAAGACUUUUGAUCUAUAGAUUUACUUCAUCUUUUAGCCAAGCUUUUUUUCCUCCCUUUUUUGUAUAAGAAUGCUUACGUAUGAAGAUAAUGUGAAGCCCUAGAAACAUGUCUGUAACACAAAAGAGAUGUCUACUGAUUACUGCUCCUCUCUCCAUGGACAACUUGUUAGUUGACUUCCUUCUUGUCUCUGCUGGCCUGUCCUGAACUUGAGUGAGGUGGAGCCGUGUAGAACUCCCCAUUGCAGGACACUCAAACCAGCUCUUGCACUGUCGUGCUCCUUUCCAAGUUUCAUUUUUGCUUUCAGAAAGCAGUGAAAGAAUAUCCAUCUUUGCCACUGUAAUGUUGUGAACUUUGUCCCAGUAUUUUCCUCAGUUUCCUAAAGCCAAAUGUAUGAUUUAGUUCCUUCUAAAAUGACAUAAAUAACACAUGUGUGUAUGAAUGUUUUAGCCUUUGGUACUGCCAACUCUACCACAGCAGUAUUCUCCUUCUGGCCUGCAUGUACAGCCUUUAGUCCACACACUAUACACUAUUGAAGGACUGUUGCCUGUUCUUCUGUGUUGUGGUGGACCUGCAGCUCUCUAGCACCAGUUUAGACAAGGACACGCUUGCAUGCAUUCCUUUGUCAAGCAUCCACUUUGACUCCAGCUUUUCCCUCUUUAACUUUUUUUCUCAUGUGUGUUCAGUGUUUGGAUAUUUCCCCCAUGAGGACCGUGUUCAGUGUUGAUAUAGGUUAGGAAUGCUCAUCCCGCUCAUGUUUCUUUGCCGUGUCGAAGAUUUUUGAGCCCGGGGCUGACGUCACUCAGCAGAGCAUGUGUGGAGCGCAGGCUCCUCCAGCGCUCUGACCCUCAUUCCGCUGUAAUGGAAGCCAUAUGAGAGGGGAAGCUGUGGGUAAUGCUGGGGGGAGGGGUGCUCAUGAUCGGGAUACAGUGUCAAUCAAAACUCCACAAUCUCGCUGUUGUGAGAUUUAUUCCACUGACCCUCGUCAGCUGGCCUUAACCAUGUACUGUACUCAGACCCCCCACCGUACCCCCUGCACUGGCUUGCCGAGUGUAACAUAAGUCACGUUUUUGUUUUCCUGUUUUGCUCUUCAUUACGGUGAAGUGGCUGCAGUCUUCCUUUCCAUUGUUUUCUUUAUGUGGUAACGUCCUGAGCGAGCAGCUGUCACUAAACAGAAAUAACGCUCUACGGAAUGUUCCAUCCAGGGUUCCACAUGGGUUACUGGGCUGGCAGUCGCACUGCUAAAUUGGUAUCAUAUCAUGUGUUUAGAUAUACUGGACAGGUUUGUACAUCAAACUGUGUUUACAGCCCUAUUUUUCUCUUCCAACAAUACCUACAUGUACACAUCCUAUUCAUGUGCUCCAAUGUGUUAAUGAAUUUAGUAUUUUUGAUAUAUUCUCAUAAACGUGUUUGAAUGAGUGUGUUCGUCUCAUUCUCAUUAGUGCUAAAUGCAUUUUUGGUUCCAAGGUCUGGCUGUCGAAGCACUGUGAGGUCUCUUCGUUACCAGUCUUCUUAUGCAUAUAUCUGUUGUAUUAAUUCAUUUUUAUUAUUUUCUAUUUUCAUCAUAGUUCACUCUCUUUUUUAUUUCCACCGAAAAAAAACUCCCCAAGUGUCAAUGGAAUGCACUGCUCUGCAAGACUGAACAUGCUUCACCUACACUGUCCCUCAACCAGUGGUCAAUGUGGAUAUAAUAGUACCUAUCAUGACAUUUGUAUUGUACGUUUGCCAAAGAAUGGUUUGCACUGUAAUGUAUGCCUCUCGACAGUAAUGAUAAAUAAAUAAAUAAAUAAAUAAGCCACAUUUGAAUUAUA